AUGCUGUCAUUCGAUACGACGUCAAACAGCUUGGGUAAUAAACCGAUUACCGCCCCGGAUAGUGCUACAAAGCUGGUGGGAACAACGAUCACUAAUGUUAAGAUUACGAACGUGGAGUCUACGUGUUUUCGCUUGCAGACGAAUGACGGGAUGGAGGGUGUGCUCCCGUUCGUGCAGCUAACGGACUUUCCACGCAACACCUUACUAGUGGACAAGGUUGUGAAGCGCUUUAGCGCUGGUGAUGUAAUUGCGGAGCCGUUACUCGUUGUUUCUGAGGAAUCUGAUGGCGUUCUGACGCUCUCAAAGAAACCAUUAUUGCUUGCGUUUGCCUCACACAAUGCUAUUUUGCCACGCACUUUCGAAGACGUGCAGGAAAACGCUGUGCUUAUUGGUUACGUAGCGUCCGUAAACGUCUCAAAGGGUGUGUUUGUGAAUUUUCUGAACAAUCUCGUUGCAGUAGCCCCCAAAGGGUUUUUGAAGGAGCAAUUUGUCGCGCGAAUUGAAGAAGGUAUGUUUGAAAUCGGUGAAACUGUGACAUGCUGCAUUGAGAAGGUAGACAAGGAAAACAAGCAGUUCAUUGUUGGGUUUCAACAGCGCAAAUUUGUGCAGUCUACGAACAGUACCAACAAGGUUCGUCCAGCCUUUUUUCAGGCAUACCUUUGUGAGCAGGCUUGUGUACGUAAUGCUGCUACAGUGACGAAAACUUCGUUUUAUCUUGGCAAGACUGAGAAGGCGGAGUUUGUUGGUGUCCGUCCAUAUGGUGCUGUGUUUGCCUUGGAAAGGGAUGACGAGACUGUAACGGUGUUAGUGCCUACGGUGACAACGGAAACCAAUGAAUGGAAUGAGGGUGACACUGCUAAGCUGCUGCUGACGGACUACGAUUUCAGCAAGAAUGUGUACUACGGCACAGAUGACGAGCUGCUUGUUAAGAAUGGAUUGAAGCGUUCACGUAAGCAAAAGCAGCGUAUUAAGGCAGGGGAAAAGAUAGAUGCUACUGUGCUAGUUGUUGGUUCUACGGAGAACUACGUAGUAGUAUCUUUCCCUGAUCCACACAACUCUGAUCUGCUGCAGUUUGGCGUAGUGGAGCUGUGCGACUUUUGGUGUCCGUCGCAGACAAGUAGCCAACUUGGCAUUGAGGUAGGUGCAUCUCUAGAGUGUCGUGUUGUGCAAUCUUUGCUGAAGAGUGGCUCGAACUCGACGCCCUUUGAUGAUUUGGUUUUACUGGCGCUAGAGGAAGAAAAGUUAGUGGCAAAAUUGAAGAAUGUCUCACACAAGUUAUCGGCCAAGUUGCCUAAGUACACGCAGGCUGAUCUCGUGCUUGGCAACACGCUGACCGGCAUCAUUGCGGGCAUUUCCGAGAAUUCGAUGGAGAUUCGCUUGGCGACAGGCAAGAAGAAGAUCGGUAGAGUCCGCGCGCUCGUGUCUAUUGUUGAUGUCGACGACAUCGAUGAUGUAUCCGGCCACUCGCACCCUUUUGACAGGUACUCUGUCAAUACCACAAUUAGAGGUCGUGUGAUCGCCGUCACUGUGAAGGGAGCCAACAAACACAAGGCUGUCAGCGAGGAAAACCCGGCAAAAUUUCAUGACCUGCAGCUGUCGCUGCGUACAGAGGAUUUGGCUGGUGACGAAAAGGUGAACGACGUGCAGCGAUUUGCUCGCCCGGAUUGGCUAGAAGGCAGCGCGGGUCGUGCAUUACUGAAGGAGGGCAACUCCGUUCAUGGUGUUGUUUUGGAGCAGUCCAUGGACCACUUGAUUGUCAAACUUAGCAGCAAUGUUACGGGCACUUUAAGCUGUAUUGAGGUGUCGGACGAUGUGAAAGUGGUGCGUGCGUUCCAGGACGAAUUUCCUGUGGGCAAGCGUAUAAAGUGCUUUGUGCUCCAAGUUAACGAUAAUAAGAAGGUAGUAGACUUGUCCAUGAUUCGCUCAGCCCGAGACAAGACCGGUAUCAAGCCCGGCUCUAUUGUGAACGGUGUGAUCUCGACCAAAAAAUCGGCCAUUCGCCCACCUUCGAUCAUGGUGCAGCUUGGUGCUCACUCAUUUGGUCGUGUGUGCAUCACUGAGCUUUUGGCUGAAUGGGAAAAUAAGAUGCUAGAGCUGGCUCAAUUUGGAGCUGGUAGGGUCGUGCGCUGUGUUGUGUUAUCAACCACCAGUAGCCAUAUUGACUUGUCUCUACGUUCAGAUGCGCUGGAGAAUCCGUCAGAAUACGCUACGAAGACGUCCAAGCCAGUAGAACGCAACAUAGGUGACUUGGUGCCUGGGAUUGUAGCCACUACUACAACAAGCGGAUGUUUCGUGCGUCUAGACCGUCAUACGACAGCGCGUGUGAUGCUCCGUGACCUCAGUGACGACUUUGUGAAGGACCCACAGACUGGAUUUCCUGUUGGCAAGCUGGUGGCUGGGCGAGUUACGAAGAAGUCGGACCGUGGUCUAGAGCUCCGUUUGAAGACGUCGGUUGUCUCCGAGGAUGUGUCAAUGCUCAAGUGGAACGAUCUAAAGGAGGGUUUGACGAUCAAGGGCACGAUCACGAAGGUGCAAGCAUAUGGCGUUUUCGUUCGUAUUGAGAAGAGCACGAUUAGUGGUCUGUGCCACAUUUCGGAGAUUGCAGACGAGAAAGUGAUGCAGCCGCUGGAUCAGAUCUUCUCGCAGGGCGACUAUGUCAAAGCGAAGGUGCUGAAGGUUGAAAAUCGUCGCGUUUCAUUUGGACUAAAGCCGUCAUAUUUUGCGGAUGAAGAGAGCAGCUCUGAUGACGAAUCUGACGAAGAAGAAGAGGAGGAUGAAGACCUUGAGGAGGAGGAGGCUGAGCGAAUGGAAUUCGACGAAAAGGAAGCUUUUUUCAAAAAGUCGAAGUCAGUGGCAAUGGAAUCUGGCCUGGGUGACGACAAGCUCUUAAGUAAAGACGAGGAUGAGAGCCGUGUGGCUCCAGUUGAGUUUAGCUGGGACGGAUUUUCGAGCGCGCUAAGCAACAAAACAGAAUUGAAGGACGACGGCGCGUCGUCUUCUGAUGAGGAAGAUGAUGACGAGAAGGACAAUCUGAGCUUGUCCAAGGUUGGCAAACAGAAGCGUCUGCAGAGCGAUGAGUGGGUGGCACUGCGGGAGAAGGCUCUUGCGAGUAAUGAGGAGAUUCCUCAGAAUGCGAGUGACUACGAGCGUCUUUUAGCUGUAUCGCCACAGAGUUCCUACCUGUGGAUUCAGUAUAUGGCCUUCUACGUGUCUCUAACGGAAGUUGACUUAGCUCGCGAUGUUGCAAUUCGUGCGACGUCGGCUGUGUCAUUCCGUGACGAAAAGGAGAAACUGAAUGUGUGGGUAGCAUACUUGAACCUAGAGCAUGAUUUUGGGGAUGAUGCGAGCUUCUUGCGCGUAUUUAAAAGUGCUUUGCUUGUGAACCAUCCUAAGCGUGUGUAUCUUCAUUUGGUGGAUUUGUAUGCUCGUGCAGAGGAGCACGAGGACGUGAAACAGAUGCUUACUACGAUGCAAAAGAAGUUUCGCACAAGUAAACAAGCUUGGAUUCGCUCGUUGCAGUAUCUGGUUGGUGAGAAGCAGUUCUCUGACGCUGCGGAGACCUUGCAGCGGAGUCUGAAAAGUCUUGCUGCUCACAAGCACUUGCCGGUGAUUCUUAAGUACGGGCAGCUUUUGUACGAACAGGCUGAACUGGACAAGGCUCGCACGAUCUUUGAGGGCAUCUUGGCCAACUACCCGAAGCGAAUCGAUCUGUGGAAUGUGUAUCUGGAUAAGGAAAUCAAGUUUGGAGACAUUGUUCUUGUGCGCGCGCUGUUUGAGCGGCUAUUGGCUAUGGAAUUUUCAGCUAAGAAGAUGAAGUUUUUGUUCAAGAAAUUCUUGCAAUUUGAGCAGGAGCAAGGUGAUGAGGAUCGUGUCGAGCACGUGAAGCACUUGGCAAAGGAAUUUGUUGCUAGUGCUGCUGCCAAGUAG
Messenger RNA from Peronospora belbahrii, 3927 nucleotides. Lineage: Eukaryota; Oomycota; Peronosporomycetes; Peronosporales; Peronosporaceae. The record is from the annotation of a GenBank genome assembly.